This is a messenger RNA of Zerene cesonia (dogface butterfly), 1822 nucleotides long. RefSeq names its product uridine 5'-monophosphate synthase (gene r-l). Gene Ontology annotation, biological process: 'de novo' UMP biosynthetic process; 'de novo' pyrimidine nucleobase biosynthetic process. The transcript has 4 exons. Bases 81 to 1502 code for a protein of 473 amino acids. Gene Ontology annotation, molecular function: orotidine-5'-phosphate decarboxylase activity; orotate phosphoribosyltransferase activity. Lineage: Eukaryota; Metazoa; Arthropoda; Insecta; Lepidoptera; Pieridae. The record is from RefSeq and is a predicted model, not a curated record.
CUAUAGACGCUCUCGGUUAAUUAUUUUUGUAUGAAAAUUCAAGUUUUAUAAGAGCAGUUUAAACACGUGUGUGGUAAAUAAUGGAGUACGAAAAAAAAUUAACAGAUUUGGCUCUGAGCCUCUUUAAAAUAGAUGCAGUUAAAUUUGGCGAAUUCAUGACCAAAAGUGGUAUUAAAACACCGGUAUACUUUGAUUUGAGAGUUAUUGUUAGCUACCCAGAGGUUAUGGAAUUGAUAACUGGCCUACUGUAUGAUUUCGCAAUUGUUGAUAGCGAGUAUGAUCACGUAUGCGGGGUGCCCUAUACAGCUUUACCAAUAGCAACUUUACUUAGUGUAAAAGUUAAAAAAUCUAUGUUAAUGAGAAGAAAAGAAGCAAAAGCAUAUGGUACAAAGAAAGUAAUUGAAGGACACUAUAAAGUAGGAGAUAAAUGUUUAAUAAUUGAAGAUGUUGUAACAUCUGGCUCAAGUGUUAUGGAAACUGUAAAUGACUUACGUAACGAGGGCCUGAAGGCACAGGAAGCUGUUAUUAUAUUAGAUAGAGAACAAGGCGGAAGACAGAACUUGGAGGACAAUAAUGUUCAAAUGAAAGCACUGCUCACUAUGUCCAAAUUGAUAAGCAUACUUGUUGAAAAUAAAAAGAUAACCGAACAAAUGGCUUCUGAUGUUAAAAACUAUUUACAAAAUGUUAAAGCUCCUGUAGUAGUGCCCCCCCUGGACAGAAUUCUGAUGCCUUUUGAGAAGCGAGCAGAGUUAGCAUCAAAUGCUAUAGCUAAACAGCUUUUCAAUAUUAUGGCUAUAAAGAAGACCAAUCUUUGUUUAUCUGUUGACCUCACAUCAAGUUCUCAAAUAUUGGAUCUGUUGGAAAAAGUUGGAGAACAUAUUUGUCUUGUUAAAACCCACAUAGACAUUAUUCAAGAUUUCUCACAGAAUUUUGUGACUGCACUGAAGCAACUGGCAACGAGGUUUAACUUUUUAAUAUUAGAAGACAGAAAAUUUGCAGAUAUCGGCAAUACAGUUGCCAUGCAAUACACACAAGGCAUAUAUAAUGUUAACAAAUGGGCAGAUUGUGUAACUUCUCAUUCAUUGCCUGGUGAGGGAAUAUUGAAAGCACUCAAUAAUUCAUCUAAUGGUGAAAAAGGAGUAUUCUUGUUAGCGGAAAUGAGUUGUGAGGGAAAUCUUAUAACUUCAGAAUAUACACAAGCUACAGUUAAGAUGGCUGAAAAGUAUCCUGAAUUGAUAACAGGAUUUGUUUGUCAAAAGAAAGACACAUUUAAGAACCCUGGUCUCAUCCAAUUGACUCCUGGAGUGAAACUGGAGAGUUCAAAGGAUGAUUUAGGCCAAGUAUACAAUACCCCAGAGAAGGUCAUACUGGAAAAUGGUGCAGAUAUUAUUGUUGUUGGAAGGGGUAUUGUAGCUGCUAAGAAUGCAGAAGCACAGGCUGUUAUUUACAAAGAUGCCCUAUGGAGGUGCUAUACAAAGAGAAUUUCUGGGAAAUUAGAGUGAGAAUAUAAAAAAAAUGAGUACAAAAUAUUAUUUAAUUUCAAAUAUCGAGCAUUCACUAUUUUGAAUGAAUGCCAUGCUAUACCAUAUUUUGUCUAUGAUAUAUUUUAAUCAACACAAAAUCUAGAUAUAAAAAAGGUAUUUUUUGUUGGUUUAACAAAUAUAGUUUAAUUGUAAGUGAAUAAAACGUAUUCCAUAAGUUUUUUGAUUCCAUAUAUUUACAUAAAUAUACACUUAUUUUAUAUAAAUUUUAGUAAAAGUCGAAAGUAAAUACUAUUGUUGUGAAAUAUUUGUUAUUUUGAUAAUAAAUUUUAUAGUACAAA